AUGUCUGAACCACACACACACGGUGUUGGUAUCGCGAUAUCCACCCCAGAGCCCAUCAAUGAGAAAGCUGUCACGGUUCUAGGAAAGGAUGAGGGCCAAGUCAGUGGCAACGAAUUGUUUGUUGAAAAUCCCCGUGACUCUGUAGAUGCUGUCAUUGUCACUGGAGCUGAUGUGGCCACCCAUCUUUUGCCGAUGCGAGAUGACUUCGACCCUACUUUGACAUUUCGAGCUGCUAUUCUGGGCUCUGGUCUCGCAGCCUUCCUGGCUGUCAUGACCCAGAUUUACACUUUCAAACCAACCCAAGUAAACAUUUCAGGCGUUUUCCUCGUUCUUGUUUCCUACUUUGUUGGUACCGCGUGGGCCAAGUUUCUGCCCCGCGGUGACAAGUUCGAGGCAAGAUGGAGAGAACAAAAUGGACAGGCUAGGCUCCCCUGGUGGAUCAUUAUUAUCAAGUUUGUGAAUCCUGGGCCGUUCGGUCUUAAGGAGCAUUCGAUCUCUGUGAUCACUGCCACGGCAGCCGGGUAUGUUACAGAUGCCACAGCUGUGUUUGCGGCACAAAAGCUGUUCUACGAUCUUACUCUGAGUGCCACAACUGUCAUCCUGGGCAUUAUCUCUAUCGGUCUCUUUGGCUGUGGCCUCUGUGGAUUCAUGCGGACUUUUGCUGUCUGGGAUGUUGAGGCUGUCUACUGGGGGAGCCUACCUGUUGUGAAAACUCUCCAAGGGCUUCACUGGGAGCAAGUAGACAACUCAAAGCCACUGAAAUAUUUCUGGUAUGCCCUCACGGGUAUGUCCCUUUAUGAGAUUUUUCCUGCAUACAUAUUUCCAUGGCUGAACUCUGUCUCUAUUCCGUGUUUGGCUUCACAGAAAGCAACUGGCAAAAAAGGUGCCAUACUAACCAACCUUUUUGGUGGUGCUACUGCCAAUGAAGGCCUAGGUCUCUUCUCUUUGUCUUUUGACUGGCAAUAUAUCACAUCAUCUUCAACCGCUAUACCUCUUAAGUUGGUACUUCAUACUUUUGUGGGAACUGGAAUCUGCGCUAUGGCGAUGAUUGGUAUCUACUUCGGAAAUGGCUGGGGUUCGAGAUCACUCCCGUUCAUGGCGACCAACCUUCUCAUGGCCAAUGGCACAAGAUAUCCCGUGAAAGAAGCCUUUCCUGGUGGCUUGCUGGACAAAUCAGUGAUUGAAAAACAUGGACUACCCCAGCUGACUGGGUCCUUUGCGUUUGGCCUGUUCAUGGCCAACACUGCGAUUGGUGCCCUGAUUCUCCACUGCAUCCUCUUCUGGGGCAAAGGUAUUUGGAGAGUACAUCAACGCGCCAGGGAAGGUAAGCAUGAUGACCCGCACCACACCCACAUGGCCAAGCACUACAAGGACACCCCAUGGUGGUGUUUUGCUGGUAUUAUCAUCAUUAGCUUUGUUCUUGGCCUUGUCGUGGUGAUCAAAGAGAAUAUCACUCUUCCGGUCUGGGCGUACAUUGUCGCGCUAGCACUAGGAAUCUUUAUUUCGCCUUUCAGCGUCAUUCUCUUUGCUCGCUUCGGCAACGGCAUUGCCACCAAUAACCUGUCGAAGAUGCUGGCUGGCCUCAUGCUUCCCGGGCGCCCAGUUGGUAAUAUGUACUUCGCUGCUUGGUCCCACAAUGUUGUCAUGUCUUCAGUCUCCGUGUCCACUGAUCUCAAGCUAGGAGAAUACCUGAAAAUACCCCCCAGAAUCAUGCUUUUGACCCAAAUGUAUGGCAUCGUACUUGGUGGAUUCAUCAACUAUGCUAUUUUGUCUUCCAUCAUCUCAGCCAACCGGGAUCUCCUUGCCGAAGGCAACGGAAAUUCCUCCUGGAGUGGUGCGACGAUGCAAGCUUUCAACACGAAGGCGGCCUCUUGGGCCUUGGCUCCCUACUUGUACAAGCUCGGUGCAAAGUACGAGAUGAUUCCUAUUGCCCUAGCCGUUGGUGCUGCUAUGGUGAUUAUCCAUCGGUUUGUUCCCAAAAUCGGACAGUUCGAUCUUUCGGAAAUCAACCUCCCACAAUUCAUCCAGUAUGCUGGCAAUAUCUCAACCCAGCCACAGACCUGCACUAUUCUCAGUGGAAUACUCUGUGGCUUGUUUACCCAAGCCUACCUUCGGAAUUACCACCCACGCAUUUUCAGAGACUACUCAUACAUUGUUGCAGGGGCCUUUGACGCCGGCAGCCUCUUUGUUGUCUUCAUUCUCUCUUUCGCCGUGUAUGGAGCUGGCGGACCAUCUCAUCCAUUUCCGUCGUGGUGGGGAAACAACCAGGAGGGACAUGUUGACUGGUGUCCCGUCUCAAAGUAG
Molecule: messenger RNA, 2304 nt
Organism: Penicillium hordei
Lineage: Eukaryota; Fungi; Ascomycota; Eurotiomycetes; Eurotiales; Aspergillaceae
Product: OPT family oligopeptide transporter
Exons: 7
Coding region: 1-2304 (767 amino acids)
Biological process (GO): transmembrane transport
Molecular function (GO): oligopeptide transmembrane transporter activity
Source: RefSeq, a predicted model, not a curated record